CCGAGUUGCAUGGCUGGGGAGGGGUGGCUGACUUUGGGCGCCACCACGAACUCUUCGCGCGAUCCAGUGUUGCAACACCACCAAAACUAUACUGAAACGCUCUCAUGGCCAACUUGUAUUUGAGUGAUACUCGUGGCUGUCUACGACUCGAAAUUAGGAAUGAAGCCUGGAAUCAUGGCUCCAGUCAAACCCCACCACCAGUCGCUGCGGUGAUACAUCGUCGGUUCGAUUCCGACCACGGGCCGCGAUGAGGGAUAUAACCCAACCCAACCGGAUGGUGAAAUCAAGGCAUGAACUGAGCUGCCUAUGCGCUCUUUAUCAGGGAAGGAUAUAAGCCCCUCUGCCCCGCGCGGAUUCAACCUGGCUUUUGUUCGCCCCAAACGAACGAUUAUCAUACACCAGUUGCCUUGUCUACGAUAUGGGUCGCUUCACCCCUACGAUACCGGCCCCGUUGGGACUUAUGCACUCUAUACGAGGCAGCUCAACCCUGCCUGUGGUAUAUCUUACUCAUAGUAUCCGACUGUACUCGCAGACUCAAAGCGACCAAGUGGCCGCUACUCGGUCCACAAUAGCACAACUCCUGCGCCAAAUAGACUCCAAACACACCGCCCAACAGUACCUCUCUUACUUCAGUACACCCACUUUCUCGUCCCGCCCUUUCGCCGUCAUCAAAGUCGGCGGUGCUAUCCUAGCUGACCACCUCCCAUCUCUUACGUCUGCCAUCGCCUUUCUAAGCCACAUUGGUCUCUACCCUAUUCUCGUUCAUGGCGCAGGGCCCCAGCUUAACACGCUGCUGUCUGCCACGGGAACAAAGUCAGAGUUCCAUGAUGGCAUCCGCGUCACUGAUGGACGUACUCUGGCGCUGGCUCGAACGGCUUUGCUCGAGGAGAACUAUAAGCUUGUUCAGGAGCUCGAGAAUAUCGGUGUCUCCGCUCGGCCGUUGACCUCGGGUGUUUUUCAAGCCGAGUACCUUGAUGCAAGCAAGUACGGUCACGUGGGCAGAGUCAACAAAAUCGAAGAUUCAUCCAUCCGGGCGGCUCUGCGCGCAUCUUGCGUGCCGGUGCUGACUUGCAUGGGAGAGACUUCCGAUGGACAGGUCCUCAAUGUACAUGCGGACCUGGCGGCAUCUGCCCUGGCGCGGGUGCUGCGUCCGGAGAAGGUCGUGUACCUUUCCGAGACAGGCGGCUUGGUGAAUGGGAGGACAGAAAGGAAAAUGGACGUGAUCAGCCUGGAGUGGUUACGGAAACAGGAGUGGGCGCGGUUGGGGAUGCGGUGGAGAGUGAGGAUGACGGCCGUGCAAGAUUUGUUGGAUGGAAAGGAAGGUGAAGAGGCAAGGGUGUCAGUAGUACAUCCUCGGGGGCUGUUGAAGGAGGUCUUUGCGGGCGAAGGCCACGGAGAAGGGACGGUGAUCCGGAGAGCUAAGGCUAGAAGAGAAGUUGCUCCGGAGCCCGUGGUAAGAAGAAGCGAGAUGAUGGUGGGCCUGGUUGAUGGGCAGGCGCGAUUGCAGCAGCAGGUUGCUAUGGUCUGAUCGCAAGACUCUCCCGCACGGUGAUCACAUUCUUGCCCUGGCGGUGUUGAUGAGAUUUCUCUUAUCACAAUUUACAAACAUACUUUAAUUUAAUCCAAGGGAGGCUCACUUCGGCACCCUCCGAGCCCGAUACCGGGUCAACCUCGGCCCAGCCCUAAGCUGCAGAAUGCCAAAGGUCUGACAAAG
Messenger RNA from Aspergillus uvarum CBS 121591, 1714 nucleotides. RefSeq names its product acetylglutamate kinase. Gene Ontology annotation, cellular component: mitochondrial matrix; cytoplasm. NCBI's taxonomy places the organism in Eukaryota, Fungi, Ascomycota, Eurotiomycetes, Eurotiales, Aspergillaceae. The coding region runs from base 419 to 1528 and encodes 369 amino acids. The record is from RefSeq and is a predicted model, not a curated record. Gene Ontology annotation, biological process: L-arginine biosynthetic process. Gene Ontology annotation, molecular function: N-acetyl-gamma-glutamyl-phosphate reductase (NADP+) activity; arginine binding; L-glutamate N-acetyltransferase activity, acting on acetyl-CoA as donor. The transcript has a single exon.